ACACGAGGCUCCAGGGCCUCCAUCGCCACACCGGUGCGUGCGAGCGCGAUUACCAGAGGCGGGCGGCAGGGACGAUGCUGCUGCAAAGGCGCGGCGGCCUCCUCUGCUGCGGGUGCGGCGCCAGCGCCGUGGCCGUGGCCGUCAGUGGCCGCGUUCCGGAAGACGACGGCGGUGCCGUCGUCGAUGGCCAGCCGCCUGACGCCAAGAGCGUGUCUGGUACCAGUGUCUCCGCUGCCGUGACGACCGCAAACGCGAGGCAGCUCUCGUGGGCGCAGGUGGAGGCCAUGACGGGAGGCUUCACGUCAGCCAUCGUCGGCGAGGGCGGCUUCAGCACCGUUUACCUCGCCCGCCUCGCUGGCUCCCUCGCCGCCGUGAAGGUCCAUCGUAGUAGCGAGCGUCUUCAUCGCGCGUUCCGCCAGGAGCUCGACGCGCUCCUCCGCGUUCGCCAUCCCCACAUCGUCCGCCUCCUCGCCUUCUGCGACCAGCGAGACGAAGGCGUGCUGGUGCUAGAGUUCGCGCCGAACGGCAGCCUGCACGAGCAGCUCCACGGCGGCGGCGCGGGCGCGGCGCCGAUGCCGUGGGCGCGGCGGGUGCCGGUGGCGCUGCAGGUGGCCCGCGCCCUGGAGUACCUCCACGAGCGGUGCGAGCCGCAGGUGGUGCACGGCGACGUGAAGGCGUCGAACGUGCUGCUGGACGCGGGCAUGGGCGCCAGGCUGUGCGACUUCGGGUCGGCGCGCGCGGGGUUCUCGGCGGCCGUGGCCGUUGCCGCUGCAGGCCCGCGCCCGCGCGCCGUGUUCGGGUCCCCGGGCUACGUCGACCCGCACUACCUCCGCUCCGGCGUGGUCACCAAGAAGAGCGACGUGUACAGCUUCGGCGUGCUCCUGCUGGAGCUGCUCACCGGCGUGCAGGCGUUCCGCGACGGCCGGCUCCUGACGGCGUCCGUGGCGCCGAGGCUCGCCGCCGCCGCAGCCGGCGACCUCGUGGACCGGAGGCUGGGGUGCCGAUACGACGCCCGCGAGGCGGCGGCCGUGCUGGCGCUAGCGGCCGCGUGCGUCCGGGACAAACCGGGCCUCCGGCCGUCGAUGGCCGACGUGGUGCGGGCCCUGGAGCAGCUGCAGCCGCAGCACGGCCGGAGCUUGUUGGGCGCCGGAGGGAAGCUGUAGCUGCUGUCGUAGACACGUGGCGCGCAUUGUUGUUUGUGGUGGUCGUGGGGAUGCGACUGCUCAACUGACCACACCCUCCCUCUAUUGGAAUUGGGUUGGUGAGGAACAGGAGGCGUUGGGAUUUGCGCUUUGGGGGUAUUGGGGUGGGGGGUGAUUUGCUUAUCAUCUUUAGCUGGGAUGAUGGGUCAUCAUGUCAUUAGCCACCAAAUCAAAAGUAGAGCAACUGCUGAGAUAAAACGAACAGCAGGAGGAUGGAAGUAUCCGUCAUUAUCAAGUGUGUAUACAGUAGUAACUAAAAUGUAAACAGAGUUGCUUCUUUUUCGUCUGUGUUGCAUGUAUGAUGUACCUGUGUGUGGUAUGCACACAUGUUUAGCCAAAAGAAAAGAACUGUGCAUAUACAUUAUCAUUCUA
Zea mays is the source of this 1574-nucleotide messenger RNA. RefSeq lists its product as uncharacterized. Gene Ontology annotation, cellular component: plasma membrane. The record is from RefSeq and is marked validated. Lineage: Eukaryota; Viridiplantae; Streptophyta; Magnoliopsida; Poales; Poaceae. Gene Ontology annotation, biological process: protein phosphorylation. Gene Ontology annotation, molecular function: protein kinase activity; ATP binding.